This is a messenger RNA of Paramecium tetraurelia, 1815 nucleotides long. RefSeq lists its product as uncharacterized. The transcript has 3 exons. The record is from RefSeq and is a predicted model, not a curated record. Lineage: Eukaryota; Ciliophora; Oligohymenophorea; Peniculida; Parameciidae.
AUGAAAAACAGCACAACAUUAAAAGGAGUUACAAAUGCAUUCUAAUAAAUUGUAAUAUCGGCAAAAUAGAAAGAAGAUUAAGAACGUCGAAAUAUGAGUAUUUUAGAGAAGGUGGCUACUCUUUGGUAGAGAGAUAGUUCACACACUAAAACAAUACAGUUACAAAGAACUAUAUAUAUUUUGAAGUAAUACUCGUAAAAUAGAACAGAUGAAUAACUGGAAGCAGUUAAAACCUAUUUUGAAGAAAACUUCCCUUAUUAUAGUAAAUUCAAAGAGAAGUUGGAUCAUGAAAGUUGCAAAUCUCUAUUCAGAGAGAUGACACUUGAAUGGUAUGACAGCACAAAAAUCAUAUUCAGACAUGGCGAUCCUGGAAGAAGAAUGUACUUUGUUCUUCAAGGUGAAUUAGUAAUCUUAAUCCCAAAAACUAAAAAUACUACAGAAAAUCCACCUCAAAAGAAACAAAAAUUCAAUUCUUUUGAAGAAUGGGUCAAAUUUGUUUUUGCUGAUUAUACACAAGUUGCAACCAAAAUAGAAGGGGAUUAAUUUGGAGAAAUAGCAAUCGAACAGAAAGUUACUAGAACAGCUACAGUUGCUGCUAAAACAGAAGUCAUUCUAGCAGUCAUCACGUAUGAUCUGUAUUAAAGAAUACUUGGAGCAUUCCAACAUGAAUUAACAAAUCAGAAAAUAGCUUUUAUUUCUAAAAUACCCAUUUUCAGUGUGUGGCAACGUUAGAAUCAAUUAGUUUUAUUAUAAAGUCUUGAGGUUUAAAAUAAGAAGGUUGGAUAAUUUGUUUUUUAAAAAGGGAAACCUGAUGAAUACAUUUAUCUAGUAAUAAAUGGGGAGAUUGAAGUUGUUUAAUGGUCAAGUCCCAAUAAAGAGUAAGCGUCCAAUCAUCACAAUUUUGUACCUAAACCUAGUAUCAUGGCCAUUAUCAAUUCUGGCUAAUUUUUUGGAGAUUUUGAACACUUCAAAUAACUCAACUGUAGAAUUACUACUGCCAAGGCCAAAACAGAUUCCACUUACUAUAGGAUCAAAUACCGAUAACUAUUAGACUAUUUCCAACUUUAUUCAUCCAUCGAUGAUUUCCUUAAAUAUGAAAAUGUGAAAUUCUAGAUCCAGAGUCAUCUUGGUCAGAGAACUACUCAAAAUCCGAAUUUGACUGAAAGAAUUGGGGAUGAAGUGUAUUAAUUUGAUCUGGAUUAAAUCAAAUCGUCAUAUUAUAAGAAAAUAAAAGUAGAAUAAUAAAUUGACAAGUUGAAAAAGAAAAUGGAAAGAACUGUUGAAUAAGCACAAAAGGCUAUUUAUUAUUAUGAAAUAGAGAAUCUGAAAUAGAGCAUUGAAAACAUUGAGACUAUCCAAGCUGAUAAGUACUCUUUCUUAGUUCCUUUCAGAAGUGAUCCAUAUGUAAAUGAAAUGAAUCUCAUCAGAUCUGAAACUAGGUAUCAAAGAAACAGAACACAAAUGCAAUCUGAAAAUGAUCUUAGAAGCAAGGACUUGUAACUUAGUCUCAGAUCCAGCAUUAAGACUUAAGGCUAAGCUAGAUCCCAAAGUUAGUCGAAUUUCAAUUCUCUAACUUAUGCUAAGAUCAUGUAAAACAAACUCAAAAAGCUCUCCAUUAAUGUCUAACCAACUAUUGAUAUCAAUAAAAAUUAGUUUUCUUCAUCUAAAACUACGAAACUUGAUCAUCAUCAAACUAAUGUUGAAGACAUUCAUAAUGUUAGACUAGAUUACACUCCCAUCUCUAAUUAGUAGUUAUUCACAAAAAAGAAACAUUAAGGAGGUGUGUAUAAGUUCUAAAUUAAAUCAUCAUACUGA